GGGCGCCCGCCGCCGCCGCCGAGGCCGAGGCCGAGGCCGGAGCGAACCGAGUGGCCGAGCGGAGCGCAGCGCAGCGGGGCCGCGGGGGCCGCGCACUUUCCUGCUCGUCCGCCCCGGCGCGCUCGGACAUGGUGGCCCCCGGCUCGGUGGGCAGCCGGCUGGGCGCGGUGUUCCCGUUCCUGCUGGUCCUGGUGGACCUGCAGUACGAAGGUGCCGAGUGUGGCGUGAAUGCAGAUGUGGAGAAACAUCUGGAAUUGGGGAAGAAAUUGCUUGCAGCUGGGCAGCUGGCUGACGCGUUGUCUCAGUUUCAUGCUGCAGUAGAUGGCGACCCUGAUAACUAUAUUGCAUACUACCGGAGAGCUACUGUCUUCUUAGCAAUGGGGAAAUCCAAAGCAGCACUGCCUGAUCUAACUAAAGUGAUCGAGUUGAAGAUGGACUUCACUGCAGCAAGGUUACAGAGAGGCCACUUACUACUCAAACAAGGGAAACUCGAUGAAGCUGAAGAGGAUUUCAAGAGAGUGCUCAAGUCUAAUCCAAGUGAACACGAAGAGAAGGAAGCCCAGUCUCAGCUUGUCAAAGCGGAUGAGAUGCAGCGUUUGCGCUCACAAGCCCUUGGUGCGUUCGAAAGUGCUGACUAUACCGCUGCUAUAACCUUCCUUGAUACGAUUUUAGAGGUUUGUGUUUGGGAUGCAGAGUUGCGAGAACUUCGAGCUGAGUGUUUCAUAAAGGAAGGAGAACCCAGGAAAGCAAUCAGUGACUUAAAGGCUGCUUCAAAGCUGAAGAAUGAUAACACGGAGGCAUUCUACAGAAUCAGCACACUCUACUAUCAGCUAGGAGACCACGAGUUAUCCCUCAGUGAAGUCCGUGAAUGUCUGAAACUUGACCAGGAUCACAAAAGGUGUUUUGCACAUUAUAAGCAAGUGAAGAAACUUAACAAGAUGAUCGAGUCAGCUGAAGAGCUGAUCAGAGAUGGCAGAUACACAGAUGCAACCAGCAAAUACGAAUCCGUCAUGAAGACAGAGCCCAGUGUAGCUGAGUAUACCAUCCGCUCCAAAGAGAGGAUCUGUCACUGUUUCUCUAAGGAUGAAAAGCCUGUUGAAGCCAUUAGAAUAUGUUCUGAAGUUUUACAGUUGGAACCUGACAACGUGAACGCUUUGAAAGACCGAGCAGAGGCCUAUCUGAUAGAGGAGAUGUAUGACGAAGCCAUUCAGGAUUAUGAAGCUGCUCAGGAGCACAAUGAAAAUGACCAGCAGAUUCGGGAAGGCUUGGAGAAAGCCCAGCGGUUACUGAAGCAGUCACAGAAACGGGAUUACUACAAAAUCUUGGGAGUGAAAAGAAAUGCCAAAAAACAAGAAAUCAUUAAAGCAUACCGAAAAUUAGCACUUCAGUGGCAUCCGGAUAAUUUCCAGAAUGAGGAAGAAAAGAAGAAGGCAGAGAAAAAGUUCAUUGACAUCGCAGCUGCCAAAGAAGUCCUCUCAGACCCAGAAAUGAGAAAGAAGUUUGAUGAUGGAGAAGACCCUCUUGAUGCAGAGAGUCAACAAGGAGGUGGUGGUAACCCCUUCCACAGAAGUUGGAACUCAUGGCAAGGGUUCAAUCCCUUCAGCUCAGGCGGACCAUUUAGAUUUAAAUUCCACUUCAAUUAAACCAGCUGUUUUACCGCUCCUCUCCUUCAUUAUUAUUAUUUUUAACAUUAAAAACAAAAACUGUUGGGAAUUCUAAUGUAAACAAAAUGAAACAAAACUUUCAGUUUGUCCGUGACCAAAGAGUUGUUUUAGGGGAAAAAGCUGUUCUUCUUGUAGAUCUGAUGGGCCUGCCAAGGUGGGAGCAAGGAGGCCUGUUUCUGACAAAGCAGCCUGUGCACAUCUGUGACUCCCUGGGGGAUGUGGUCAGAUAGCAUUAAACAUGCACAUAUUUAACCUGGAGCAGACAGUUUCUACACAGCCUUGCAUAGUGACCUUGAGGAGGAGCUGCAAUCUUCAGGAGGAUGGAUUGGGUCUCUGUUCCUCAGAGAAUGUGAACAGUAUUUUCUUAGGGACGACUAUGCUUAGUCCAGUCACUAGUAAGCACUUACCCCUGUCCCUGUGGCAUCACUGCAGGAAGGAAGGAAGGAAGGAAGGAAGGAAGGGUAGAGACAUCUGUAGGAAGCACCAUCACGUGGCAAGUCAGUGUCCAGGUGUAGACUGUUGAAGUUAAGCAUAUCUUUUUGUUGUUUUGUAUCCACAGAAUACCAAUUUCACCUGAGUUUAAUCGUAAAAACUUACAGAUCCUCCUUCAAGUGUUAAACAGAACAAAUUAAAAUACGUGAGAGGCCCAGUGGUAUUUUAGACAAUACUGUGGAAGGUCAGUUUGAAAUACUUUUUAAACAGGUGAAGUUCCAAGUUGUUUGAUAGAAAGGUCGUGUCACGAAACUGGCUUAAUGAUACAGAGUUGCUCUGUCAACGUAAGCACACAGUGUAGUGACUCCCAGCUGAGCAAUAUUAGUGAGGCAGCGGGCGUCUCUGUCUGUCUGUCUUGGUUGCAUUGCUGGUUGACUUUUGGUCAGUAGCUCUGCCUCAUGAGGACUGGGUGUUCCUGGUUUCUCACUCUGCUUAGGAGGAAGGACAGGCUUGCACAUCAGUCUAGCUCUGUCUGUGUCCUUGGUGAGAUGCGUCUUCCACUUCCUCCCGGAGACCCCCUCUGGCUUUUUAAGCAGGUGUCACUUUAGGAGAUGUACUGAGCCGGGCGUUGGUGGCGCACGCCUUUAAUCCCAGCAUUCGGGAGGCAGAGGCAGGCGGAUCUCUGUGAGUUCGAGGUCAGCCUGGUCUACGGAGUGAGUUCCAGGACAUCCUCCAAAACAAUACAGAGAAACCCUGUCUCGAAAAACCAAAAAAAAAAAAAAAAAGUACUGUUCAGGGUUUGUAUACUGGAUAAUUUUUGCUCUAAAAAUAUGUUGCUAAAUCAAGAACAUAGAUUUAUGAACUACUGAUGCUGCAUUGGAAAUCUGAAGAAUUACUUUGGUAAAAGUUUUUUUUCUGUCUUGAAACAUUGUGAAUAUUUUAAGUAUAAAGCUCUAAUAUAUUGCCUUUAUGAAGCUGAGCAUUUUAGGCAAUUGUGGGAGACACGAAUGUAGCAUCCAAGCACAAAUCAUUUCCUUAACCUAUAGUCAUACCCUUGAGCAUACACAGAAAACAUUUUAAAUGGAAGAACAUAAGUCACAUAGUGGAGUGGGCAAAGCAUUUAUGUGUUCUUUGCCUGUAUUUAGGAGCCUAUUUCUUACCAAUAAACAAUGCAUUUCGAAAUA
Messenger RNA from Mesocricetus auratus (golden hamster), 3280 nucleotides. RefSeq names its product DnaJ heat shock protein family (Hsp40) member C3 (gene Dnajc3). Gene Ontology annotation, cellular component: endoplasmic reticulum. Gene Ontology annotation, biological process: protein folding in endoplasmic reticulum. The record is from RefSeq and is a predicted model, not a curated record. The transcript is spliced from 12 exons. Bases 129 to 1643 code for a protein of 504 amino acids. Gene Ontology annotation, molecular function: misfolded protein binding; protein-folding chaperone binding. NCBI's taxonomy places the organism in Eukaryota, Metazoa, Chordata, Mammalia, Rodentia, Cricetidae.